UAUCCAGCCACUGAAUUUUAGAACAAUGCGAAAUAUUUCUCACGCUAGAGUUCCACUGCAUGAUAUUUUGCUACUGUGAAAAAUCCGUUUCCAUGGGAAACGCAGCCAAACAGCAGAAAAUUGUAAACAAAGUAUUGAACGCCAAAUAAUUGCAAACGAAAACACUAAAAUUUUGCUUCAGCAUAAGAAAUGUUUCACAAAUUACCAAAACACACGGGCAUUUACAACAUUCGUGACAAUAUUGAGUUCCUAGAAUUUGAUGUGCAUUUCCGCCACAUCAACUCGCUGCUAACUUUACCAAAAUUUGAGCCCAGUCGCAAUAACACCAACAAAAGUGCUGCUAAGGAAGGAGAACGACACCAACAGUCGGAGAAGGACAAUGUGAUCUGCGUAACACGCAUCCGGUGGCAGCAGAAACUACUUAGCCCCAGUGAAGCUGAGCUGUAUAAAGAUGCACGGAAUUGUGUGACCGAAACCCAUAAACAGUAUCACCAAUGGCUUAUAGAGGACGAUGUGCCAACAGAAACUUCAACCGGUGGGACGGCUUCAAGCGAUGUCAGCAAACGGGGAAAGCGAAAGAAACGUCAGAAGCGUCAGAAGAAGUCGGGAAAGGUGGAGGAGAGAGCGCAACCGCGUUGGGGUCAAAUUUUUACCUAUGUGCAUGAAGAUCACUUUAUACCGCAUGGCUCUGAGCAUGCGACGACUGGAAGCGGCGCUGAACAACACUCCAGUACGCUUGCAUCUGCCCCUGAGCCACUACAGCUAAUGUAUGUGUACGCCGCACUAACCCCCGACACACAACUACUCUCGCUUGCUUGGCAUCCGCAGAUGCGUCAAUUGCGCAUCUAUCCCGACUUCAACGACUUCGAAGUGAAUCCUUACUAUAUCGAAAUCGAUACGGAUUAUAGACAUCUAUAUGCCUACGCUGUGCAUAACGUCUCGCAGCGCAGACGCCUUACAAAUCCUGCACCAUUUCUGCAGCUACCCGAAUUGGUCACACACUGGCAGGAGGCGCGUGAUUUAAGCGCUUUGUUUGCCAUGCCGCCAAAGCGCACCACACGCGUUGCGUUGCUAUUUGAAUUGCGUACGGCCAGCGGCUUCAGCUAUGACAGCAUACACGCACGCUACCACAUACAAUUACCGCCGCAUACGCUACUCGAAGAGGGUCUUCUCCACGCCAGCACGCACGGUUGUUCGCCCAGCUACACCAAUGGAGAAUGUUACUUUGGCUACAAUUGGCAACUGACGGUGCUUUGCGAGGAGGAAUUUAAUACGGCGCAUCUGCUGCACAUCUACUUUGAACUCAUCUCCAUCGACAGCUGGGAGCGUGAGCGUGUCGAGGGCUAUGCGCACUAUUCUACAUUUCUGCUGGCCGGCUGGAAUUCGGUGAAGCUACAGUGUUUGCGACCUGCUGAGAGCUUACUGGAAUCAUUCUCGCGCUAUUUGAUUGGCGGUCGGCGCAAAUUUGAUUACAUGCGCUUCUACACAGAUACGAAUGAAGAUGAUGAGCCUAUGCAAUGCCGCUAUGGUUGUCGUAUGGAAAGCACCGGAGAGCUUGAGCUCACUUGUCAGCGUUUCACGCAACGUAACUGUGAAUUGCUGCAACCAUGUCCGAAUAGAACGAGUGGAAUGACACUGGAUGAUAUAAUGCUCGCAUAUCGGGAGGCGCGCAGACGUCUCGAAGCGGUGGUGCUAAAGUGAUUUAUAACUUUUCGAAAGAAGAAAUUGAAUAAAAGAUUUCGCAAACAAAAAUAUACAUGCAUAAGUCGA
Rhagoletis zephyria (snowberry fruit fly) is the source of this 1770-nucleotide messenger RNA. It is a transcript of the gene Mks1, whose product is annotated as Meckel syndrome, type 1. The record is from RefSeq and is a predicted model, not a curated record. Gene Ontology annotation, biological process: cilium assembly. Lineage: Eukaryota; Metazoa; Arthropoda; Insecta; Diptera; Tephritidae. Gene Ontology annotation, cellular component: MKS complex.